AUGGCUUCUGUAAAGAAAUCGUCGUCGUCAACCUCUGUUCUUUGUGUACUUGAACAAAGAAAAUUGUUCGAUUAUUUACCUGAAACUCUCCUUCGCAAGAGCUGCAAAACAAACCUCUUAUUCGUCUUUCUUUCGCUUCUUUUCUUCACUUUCUUCUUUUCUUAUUUCGUGUCCCGCACUGUAAUCUCGCCACCCGACUUCGCCUUCCUUCCCGCAAACAUCUCCGUGCCAUCACCAGACAACUCAAGUGCCAACUUUUCCAAUAACGUUUUAAGGGAACAAGUGAAUAAGGUCUCUCGACACACUCGUCACGUGUCCUCCAUUCAAGAUUCUGAUAAAUUGAAGUCCGCUUCCGUUCUUUUUCCGGAUUGGGAGGUUCUUGCAAUCGUCUCGCCCGAGACACUGUCCGAUUCUGUGGACGGUUUGUAUUGUUUUUUUUCAACCAAAGAAAUUUCUAAGGCUAGAUUUUCGGGGGUUUUGCCGUUUACGAAUCUCACGACGUUUAAAUGUAAUAUGCCAAAAAGAUUUCGCCGUCAACGGCCGUUCUUUCAACCGGUUUUGACGAAACAUCCAGAGAAAGAAGAAGAAUCUCUCAUUAGAGAAGCCUCCGCCAAGGAGCUCAUCAGAACCAACUUCUACGUGUACGAGGCGCUUUCAACGGAGAACGACGUCGCUUUGUUCGCUAAAGGCGUGAACAGACAUCAAGGAUUCAGCAGACCUCCUCAAGAGUUAAAGUGCGUAUUUGGUGAUGAUAAUGAUGCUGAAACCGCCGUUAGAACUCCCGUAACCAGCUCAUCACAAGAGGUCUUCAGGUGUGCUCAACCGGACUUAACGGCGUUUACUUCUAACAAGCCAAUCAAAGUCUCCAUAGAAAUCACGAAUGACAAUCUGAUCGUGCCUUCCGUGGCGUACUACACGCCCCGGCGCAAGAUAGCGGAUACCUCUGAGAAGAAGUCGCUAUUGUGCGCAUCUACGAUGGUGUACAACGUGGGCAAGUACUUAAAAGAAUGGGUGAUGUAUCAUUCAAGAAUCGGAGUGGAAAAGUUUAUAUUAUACGACAAUGAGAGCGACGACAAUUUAGAAAGUGUUGUUAAGGAACUUAAUGAUGAAGGUUACAACGUGACGACAUUUUUAUGGCUUUGGCCGAAGACUCAAGAAGCUGGCUUCUCUCACAAUGCAUUAUACGCUAAGGAUUCUUGCAAAUGGAUGAUGUACUUCGAUGUAGACGAGUUCCUCUUUUCUCCGUCGUGGGACAAAGAGUCACAACCGUCAGAUCAUCUGUUGAAAUCUUUGUUACCGAAAAAACCAUCGAUCGGUCAAGUUUCGUUCAGGUGCAAUGAUUUUGGUCCGUCGGGUCAAACUUCACACCCCGUGGAAGGAGUAACGCAAGGGUAUAAUUGUUACAGAAGAGUUGAACAGCAACGGCACAAGUCUAUUGUUUUGUUAGAUGCAAUUGAUGAUUCAUUGAAUAAUGUGAUUCACCAUUUCGGGUUGAAGAAGAUGUUUAAAUGGAAGCAAAUGGAUACGGGAUUAGCAGUGGUGAACCAUUACAAGUACCAAGCAUGGUCAGAGUUCAAGAGCAAGUUCCGAAGAAGGGUUUCGGCUUAUGUUGUGGAUUGGAAAGACACUGUGAAUCUGCGGUCAAAGGACCGAACGCCGGGAUUAGGGGUGGAGCCGGUUGAGCCAAAAGGGUGGAGCCAGAUGUUCUGUGACGUGAAAGAUGAUCGGUUGAAGUUGUUGAACCAAAGAUGGUUCGGGAGUCAAACAGCAAAAGGGUUGAAAAUGGCUUGGGAAAGAUGA
Pistacia vera is the source of this 1800-nucleotide messenger RNA. RefSeq names its product glycosyltransferase family 92 protein Os08g0121900. NCBI's taxonomy places the organism in Eukaryota, Viridiplantae, Streptophyta, Magnoliopsida, Sapindales, Anacardiaceae. The transcript has a single exon. The record is from RefSeq and is a predicted model, not a curated record. Bases 1 to 1800 code for a protein of 599 amino acids.